This is a messenger RNA of Rhizoctonia solani, 336 nucleotides long. Its product is annotated as Transposon Ty3-G Gag-Pol polyprotein. Bases 1 to 336 code for a protein of 111 amino acids. NCBI's taxonomy places the organism in Eukaryota, Fungi, Basidiomycota, Agaricomycetes, Cantharellales, Ceratobasidiaceae. The transcript has a single exon. The record is from RefSeq and is a predicted model, not a curated record.
AUGUCAUGGUUAAAAAAACACAAUCCCCAAAUUUUGUGGGAAAAACAUACACUUGUUUUCAAUUCCUUAUAUUGUUCCAACAACUGUUUAGCCACACCUGCUGUUUUAGAACUCAAAGCAGUGGAAGAAAUUCCUGUCCUUUAUCAAGAAUUUGCUAGAGUAUUUUCAGAGGAGGAAUUGUCAAAAUUACCACCCCACCGUCCUUACAACAUUGCCAUUGAGCUACUCCCUGACGCAAAACCCCGACAUGGCCCCAUCUACAGCCUAGGCCCAAGGGAAGAUGCGGAACUUAGGGAAACCAUUGAAAAGCAACUGAAGGCAGGUGUUAUGGAUUAG